Messenger RNA from Clunio marinus, 189 nucleotides. NCBI's taxonomy places the organism in Eukaryota, Metazoa, Arthropoda, Insecta, Diptera, Chironomidae. The record is from the annotation of a GenBank genome assembly.
AUGCUCAGCUCGUGUCUUUUCUCAAAUGCUUUUAAGCUUCUGGUGAAUGAUGAUAUUCAACGUCAUAUGGAAAGUGGAGAAUCAAUAAAGAAAACUUUCUCAUGUGUACCUGAUGCUGUGCUACCCCAUAAAUUUCAAAUUUGUGUUCGAUUUCGAGACAUCAUAAACGGGAAAGAAAGAAUUGCUUGA